Molecule: messenger RNA, 828 nt
Organism: Selaginella moellendorffii
Lineage: Eukaryota; Viridiplantae; Streptophyta; Lycopodiopsida; Selaginellales; Selaginellaceae
Product: cytochrome P450 716B2-like
Exons: 2
Coding region: 91-789 (232 amino acids)
Biological process (GO): sterol metabolic process
Molecular function (GO): iron ion binding; oxidoreductase activity, acting on paired donors, with incorporation or reduction of molecular oxygen; monooxygenase activity
Source: RefSeq, a predicted model, not a curated record
GCUUAUGGGUGACAAGAGCUUGUUCUUCAUGGAGGGCCAGAAAGCCAAGAGCUUCCGUCACAUACUCAUGCGUUCAUUGGUCCCGAGGCAAUGCGGAGGUAUGUCGGGAGGUCCAGCUCCAUCGCUCAGGCACACAUCGAGAAGUUUUGGCUGGAUGAAUCGAAAGUUCGAGCGUACGUUCUCCUAAAGAAGGCGAUGUUCUCGGCGGUGUUUAACUUGUUCUUGAGCAUACAAAACGAGGAGGAGGAGAGAGAGCUCUUGGUUCCAUUUGAGGAGUUUUUGCACGGUAUGCUCGAGUUGCCGAUCAACUUUCCAGGGCGGGCAAAGCUUGCGAGGCACAAGAUCUUUGAGAAGCUGGACAAGUAUAUAAGCAAGAGAAAGGUGGAGAUCCAGGAAGGGAAGGCGUCGGCUGAGCAAGAUUUGCUCAGCGUUCUCUUGACAACGAGGGGAGAAGAUGGAGAGCUCAUGAGCGAGGAAGAGGUAAAGCGAAACAUCCUCAUGAUGGUAUUGGCCGGGCACGACACCACUGCUAGCACUCUGGUGGUCUCCAUGAAAUGCAUCGCUGAGAAUCCUUGGUGCUACGAUCGACUUAGACAAGAGCAUCUUGCCAUAGCUGCUGCGAAGGAUUCGAGCGAGCCACUCCGAGUAGAAGAUCUCCAAAAAAUGAACUACACCUGGAAAGUUGUUCAGGAAGCCAUGCGUCUGCUCCCUCCAGCGCUGGGAAACACGCGGAUAGCGAUCACGCAAAUGACCAUCGAGGGCUUCACAGUUCCAAAGAUUGGCGAGUAAGUUCCUCCACUCGGUCAUCUCAAGACGUAAAAUCCUUUU